This is a messenger RNA of Rhodotorula toruloides NP11, 2997 nucleotides long. Its product is annotated as class I alpha-mannosidase, glycoside hydrolase family 47 protein. Gene Ontology annotation, molecular function: calcium ion binding; mannosyl-oligosaccharide 1,2-alpha-mannosidase activity. NCBI's taxonomy places the organism in Eukaryota, Fungi, Basidiomycota, Microbotryomycetes, Sporidiobolales, Sporidiobolaceae. Gene Ontology annotation, cellular component: Golgi membrane; endoplasmic reticulum. Gene Ontology annotation, biological process: carbohydrate metabolic process; N-glycan processing. The record is from RefSeq and is a predicted model, not a curated record. The transcript has 12 exons. The coding region runs from base 1 to 2997 and encodes 998 amino acids.
AUGGGCCCUACGGACCACGACGGACACGCGGAACCCGCUCAGUCGCGCCCCAUCCGUCCCUUCUCCUCCUCGUUUCCCCCACACCAUCCCUCAUACCAGCCCAUCCCGCGCUCGGACUCGCCCAGCCAACGCACGGCCUACUCCGAGCGCCAAAAGCGUCCCUACGACGACGACCGAGACCCGGAAGGAGAGGUUGGGUACGCGGUCGACGGGCCUGAGCAGUUCGGCGCGAACGCGGGUGGAGGGAUGGGUUGGGCUGCAUCUGUUGCUGAGUUGAGGAGGGGACGUGGUGGGAGAGGGAGGGUGCUGCUUGGAUUGGCGGGACUCACGCUCGUGUACUUGAUUCACGAAGCCUGGGCGCAACCCUCACAACGACCCUGGCACGCCCCUCCACCCCUCUCCGCCUCCUCCUCGACUCCCGCUCCCGCUCACGCAGGCGGUAACGACCCUCACCGCGGCAUCUUCUACGGCGAAGCGCCCGCAACUGCAUCCCCUACCUCCUCUCCUCGCACCUCGACGACGACUACUGCUCCCAUCGCCCGCCCGACGCUCGACGAAGCCCAACUCCCCAUCGUCGACCUCUCGCAAUUCAUCAAACCUCCUCGACCCGUUCCUCCUUCUGACCCUGACCCCUGGGCACACGUAGCCGACAAGCGCUUCCGCGGCCGUGAAUGGUUGAGUCCUGAGCGGUUUGGAGGCGAAGACGAAGGGUGGAAAGAGGUUGCUCCGCCGCCUGAGCGGACGAACCCGCCUGCGCGGUACCUGCUCAAAGCUUUCGAGUACGCGGCGAAAGUUGCGGGUCGCGCGCCGGACGGACGGAAGUGGACGCUUGGAAGGGGAGUGGGAUUCGAUGAGCGCACUGGUCGGCCGAAGAUGGUUGAUCGCGGUGUGUUGAAGUUGGGAACUGAGGCGGGGUGGGUCCCGCCUAAGCAGUUCGCGGCUGCCGAGUUGGGUACGGGAAAGGUGGGCGAGAAGAAGAUGCGGAGGGUACAGGCGGACGAAGUGGUGGACGAGUCCGGCGCGAGCGAGGAGGAAAGGGUGGUCGAGGAGACGCGUCGGAGGGAGUGGGUCAAGAGGGCGUUCAUGCAUGCUUGGGAGGGUUACUCGAAGCAUGCGUGGGGGCAUGACGAGCUCGCGCCCGUCUCGAACCUAUGGUCGGACAACUACAACGGCUGGGGCGCGACAAUCGUCGACAGUCUUGACACGCUUCUCAUGAUGAACAUGUCGCACGAAUACAACUUCGCGCGCGAACACGUCUCGCAAAUCGACUUUACCUACCUCGUCCCGUCCGGCUCGCGCACGUUCUCGACAGACCUGCCCGACCUCGAGGACAUGGAUGUUGCGGAUCCAGACAAGGCGGACGGGUCGGAGCAGCCGCCUGCGCAAGGGUGGGUGGACUCGCGACUGGGGAAGGAGAAGGACCAGCACAGUCCGACCACGAUUCCCUGGUUCGAAACGACAAUUCGCUACCUCGGCGGCCUCCUCUCCGCUUUCGAACUCUCCGGCGACCCGCUCAUGCUCGACCGCGCGACCGAAUUGGGCUAUUGGCUCCUCCCUGCUUUCGCGACCGAGUACGGGCUGCCUCUUGCGCGGUAUGCGAUCGGCACGAAUCCGGAUGGACAGAGGACGGGACGGUUGACGUUGGCGGAGGUGGGGAGCAUGACGCUCGAGAUGACGAGGUUGAGCCAGUUGACGGGCGACGAGACGUACUACCGAGCGGCCCAACGAGCAAUGGACACGCUCGACAAGCACAUGUCGCCUGCUCAGCCUCGACCGACGGACCCGAAGGCAGCGGCAGGACCUCUCUGGCGAGGUCGACUCGGCACUCUCCUUCCCUCGCAAUUCGAUCCGGCCUACACUUCCAGCCUUCAGGGCGAGUAUACGUUUGGCGGGCUCGCAGACUCUUACUACGAGUACCUCAUCAAGCAAGCGCAACUUACGCACUUCUCGCUCGACCAAUACCCGCGCAUGUACCGCGAGGCGAUUGACUCGGCGUACGAGUACCUCGUACGGCCUGUCGAGGUCGUGCCCGGCAGAAACGACAUGACCAUCAUCGGCUCGAUGAGCUACGGGAGCUGGAAGCCCGAGUUGCAGCACCUCACUUGCUUCGCUGGCGGAAUGCUCGGACUCGGCGCCAAGUUGCUCGACCGCCCGCACGACCUGAGAGCUGGCGUGAAUGUCACGAACGCCUGCACGUGGGUGUACGAAUCGUCUGCGACAGGCGUCGGCGGCGAAUCCACGCUUUUCUAUGAGCGGGAUGAGCCUUCGCGCUUCGUCGUCAUCGACCGGCCUGACGGCGCUGGCAAGGUCCGUUCUCCUCGCGGCUCUCCCGUCGGCGUCCGCUCGCAAAACAAGCGCCAAAUUGGCCGACCCGAGACCAUCGAAUCCGUCUUCUACAUGUGGCGCAUCACGGGCAACCGCAAGUGGCAGGACGAGGGAUGGAAGAUGUUUGUGCAUUGGGUACAGCAUGCGAUCACCGAGUCGGGCUUCGGCACCAUCCGGAACACCCAGAUGUUACCGUCCUCGCGCGACGACUCGAUGGAGAGUUUCGUACUCGGAGAAACGCUCAAGUACUACUACCUCCUCUUCUCGCCUCGCGACUUCAUGUCCCUCGACGACUACGUCUUCAGUACCGAGGCGCACCCAUUCUGGAUCGCCCGUCCCUCGGCUCCUCGUCCGCCCGAACCGCUCUGGACGGGCCCCGACCGCAACACGCCCGCCUCCUUCACCACGCAGCUAGGCGAGGGGACGUGGGUGCAGAAGUGGGCAAGGGUGCAGCAGGCCGCGGCUCUCGCGCCCGAGACGAGGUGGACGAAGCCCGGUGCGGCUGCCGUGGCGGGAGGAGGCGUCAGGCCAGCGGCAGCAGUCGGCCACCCUGGCGACAAGCCUGUCAAGCGACCGACGGACGAGGAGAAUGCUGCGGCCGUCCGGCAGGGGAGGCUGGAGAUGGCUGAGGCCGUGCGGAAGAUGGAGGACGCGAAGAAGGGGUCCGCCUGA